This is a messenger RNA of Camponotus floridanus (Florida carpenter ant), 1739 nucleotides long. RefSeq names its product soluble scavenger receptor cysteine-rich domain-containing protein SSC5D. Lineage: Eukaryota; Metazoa; Arthropoda; Insecta; Hymenoptera; Formicidae. The coding region runs from base 78 to 1571 and encodes 497 amino acids. The transcript has 7 exons. The record is from RefSeq and is a predicted model, not a curated record.
AGAGAAGGACCACGGACUCCGGUAUAAAAGGUCGAAAUGUCUUCGGGCAGAUGCUCAACUCAUCGCCCUGACACCACAUGGCUAACAUGAAGCUCCUUCUGAUCACGUCCGUGAUUUGCUUCGCGGCAGCUUUAGCAGUGCCGACCGAUAAGAAGAAAAGGGAAAUCCUGCCGGGUGAUCCGCGCUACGGAACCGAUUAUCACCAUCAGCAUCAUCACCAUCAUGAGCACGAGAACGAAGUGGAGAUUUCGAAAGCAGCCGGCGGCUACGUAGGUUCUUUCUCAGAAGACGCAAAAGCUCACUCCGCACAACUUUCGUCGUCCUAUGGACCGCCCAACUUUAUUCCCGGCAAACCUUUAGGCUCUGAUUACACAUCUAGCGAUACUAUUCAAAAUCCUGUUCCCCAGGUGCCAGCUACCUCUUACGGAGUACCUGACAUUCAGAUCAACAACAAUUAUGCCGAGUCAAAUGAAGCCAAAGCGGAUACAGUUAUCCAGGCCAACUUAAACUCCGACUAUCAAGUACCAGCUAUUGAAGCGCCCAUCACUUCUUACGCUAAGGAGGAGGCACAGACCUCAUACGAAGCUGCCGUAAAUACUAACACCCAUCAACAGUCUGAAGUUGAGACUCAUGUGCAAAAGUCCGUUAUUCCUGAAGUCCAUCAAGAUGUUGUUCACCAGGAUUCACAUCCAGUCUCCGUUCCACAGACUGUCUCUGUGUCGCAAGUGAAGGCAACGAAGGCUCACGUGCCUGUCAAGACUCAAGAAGUCCAACACAGCUUGCCUUUUUACACCUCUUCCAUCAGUAGUUUUCCCAAUUUCGACUUUUCAUACCCCUCGUACAGCAGUGUACCGGUGAAGACUGUGGACCGUCACGUACACGUAAAGGUGCCCCAACCAUAUCCAGUACCAAUAACCAAACACGUAACAUAUCCCGUCCCUGUUCCCCACCCUGUCGAAGUUCCCAAGCCUUACUAUGUUCGCGUGGCCCAACCUGUCCCGGUGACCGUGAAUCGUCCAUAUGCCGUGGAAGUGCCUCGCGCAGUGCCAUACCCGGUUCCCCAUUAUGUCAGAACCAACGUUCCGGUCGUUCAGCAGCAACACAUAAACGUUAAGGCCAACAAUCCGUUCGAGGGCUUCAUCGAGAAUGCCCAGGGCGUGGUAAGCAAUUUGCCGGCUUUCGAGAACCCGUUUGGAUCGUUUCAAAUCCCGGGUUUUCAGGAUAUUCAGAAUCAGUUUCCCCAGAAUUUCCCUUUCGCGCUGCCUUCUUUUCCCUCAUUCACUCCCUCGGCGACCCAAUCCCCUGUCCCGGCUCAGGUCAGCAAUGUACCGACCGCGAACAGCGCCGAUUCGAUUGUGAUUGAAAAUCCAACUCUGAACGCCGAGACCACAAACACGAAGACUGUCGUUGCGCAACCGGCUGUCACGCAUUAUGCCAGACAUCAAACCACGCAGCCGACAUUUAAACCCACCACCACGGGCGCCGGCAGUUCCGUUUCCGCCACUCAUACCACCGCCAAACAAGAACAUGUGAAGUCUAAUGGUGACGCCAACGGUGGCUAUUCUUAUUAAAAUGUUUAUCUUGUAAUUGACAAUGAAUAGACUACUGGAAUUUCUCAGUGGAAAUGCCAAAUAAUUAUUUAACGCGAGAAUAUAUUUCUAAAUCAAAUCUCUAUUGGAUUAAUUGAAAAGUUUUUUUUUCAACAGUUGGAGUUUCAGAAUCUCAUUGAAGUUUAAUUU